This is a messenger RNA of Aspergillus pseudonomiae, 534 nucleotides long. Its product is annotated as 60S ribosomal protein eL43. Bases 52 to 330 code for a protein of 92 amino acids. Gene Ontology annotation, cellular component: ribosome. Gene Ontology annotation, biological process: translation. Gene Ontology annotation, molecular function: structural constituent of ribosome. The transcript is spliced from 4 exons. The record is from RefSeq and is a predicted model, not a curated record. Lineage: Eukaryota; Fungi; Ascomycota; Eurotiomycetes; Eurotiales; Aspergillaceae.
GACUUACCGCACUGUAUCCAUCUUCGACCUCAACAGCUGCACGGAGACAAGAUGACCAAGCGCACUAAGAAGGUCGGUAUCACGGGUAAAUAUGGUACCAGAUACGGUGCCUCCCUGCGUAAGCAGGUGAAGAAGAUGGAAGUGUCCCAGCACGCCCGCUACGUCUGCACCUUCUGCGGUAAGAACACCGUCAAGCGCCAGGCUGUUGGUAUCUGGGAGUGCAAGGGUUGCAAGAAGACCGUCGCCGGUGGUGCUUACACCGUCUCCACCCCCGCCGCCGCUGCCACCCGCUCCACCAUCCGUCGUCUCAGGGAAAUCGCGGAGGUUUAAGUGUCACGAUGGGAUUUUCUUUAUCUUACGUUUGAAAUAAAAAAUAGCGAAAUUCAAGAUCUGGAAAGCUCCCAAGGGCUCCUCGUUACGAAUACCCAGCCAUUAUCUGGACCGAAUGGUACUUAACCAAUAGACACAAAUAUAACCCGUGAUCUCAGGUCUUCUACAAAUAAGACUCCGUAUCAGCUAUCCCACAUCUACCAU